UUUGUUACUAGUUGUUCAAGUAGAGUAAUCACUUUUUAUUUCCGUGUGCGUGGAAGAACAUCAAAUCCAAUGAGCUGAAAACAAUUCAAUUCCAAAUCUCAUCUCCACGCAGACCACAACUCUCAUGGAUCUUCUCUUUCUCUUUGUAGCUUGAACAACACAUACCUAUCAAAGUUCAGACUCUUUUCUCUUUCCAUUUCAAAGUUCUCUCUCAGGUGGGAAAGGUGAAAGCAUAUUGUGCUUCUCAAAUUCUGUUUUCUUUGAUGUUGGGAUCCUAGCUCAGUUGUAAUUGAAGGAGCCUCAUCACUUGGUGGGGUGGGAAAGUAUAUGCAACUAUGCACAAUGCAUAUUUUUCUUCAACCAUAUAUGGUGUCAGCUGCAAAGAAUCACUCCCUUUAUCUUUCAAUGGCUACUCGAACCUAUGGUAUGAAAGAUUUGACAGAACCUCGUCAAACUGUUCGUCAUGCCGUGGUUGUUGUGACUGUUGUGCUCUUUCCACCUAUAGAGUACCUGUAAAGCCUUGUCUUCUAAAUGGGUUGAGACAGUCCACUCUCCUUCAGUUGUCAGCAACUAGGAGGUUUAUUUUCAGAGGUGAAAACCUUUACUGUUCUCGGGUUCCUUAUGGUCUUGUUAGAGGCUCUUGUGAGCUUAAGUGCUCUACCAAUGAAAGAAAUAUUUGCAAUACAAGUAGAAGAAGUAGAAUAAAGGAAAGAUGUGUUUGCUCAGCCUCACAGAAAGGGAGAGAAAGAGAAGAUUUCCCUUCAUUUGUUUCUGAUGAAUCUGAAUUAGUUCUUAGCUUUUUGAGCGAGGAAGCGGAUAAAGAUGCUACAUGUGCCAAAUCAAAGAAUGUGUCUUCAUCCAACAGAAUGGAAGCCAAGAAGAAGAUAAAUAAUGUGAGUAGAGAGAGACAUUUCAAUUUGAGUGAGAAAACAAAAACAAAGAAAAAGGGAAAUUUGAAGCAGCAUGAAGUAUCCUCCAUCGAUUUGAGAAGAGAAUGCGAAAUAAAUGACACUGAAAAGGAAGCCUUUACAAAAGGUGAAAACUGUAAGAAACAGAGAGAUAUGUCUAGCUGUUCAUCUUAUUACACACUUUCGUCCGGAGAUUUCGAGAAUGACGUCGAAGUGCAGCAUAAUAUGGGUUUGGAAGAAUUUUCGCUGGGAUAUGAGGAGGAUGAAGCAAACUGCGUGGAGGGAAACGUAAAGGAAGAAUUCAACAGGCAAAGAGUUGACCAAAAGAAGGUGCACGACGUUUCAAAUAAAGAAAGAAUUGUACCUGGUGCAGAUAUUGAUUGGAAUAUAAGAAAGAAGUCCGAAAAAAUGCUGACUGAGGGAGCUCUUCAGGAAACUGACACCACAAGAUAGGACCAAUAUAUGCAUCGAAAAGGAUCUACAAUGCAUGAAUCUGGUUAUGGAAAAGCUUCUAUUUCACAGAAGCAAGUCCACAGUGAGGAAGAUAAUUCAUCUUUUGUAGAACAUUUGGAUAAGAAAACAAACAAGGCAUACAUUCAAACAGGAAACAGAAGAAAGAA
This is a messenger RNA of Medicago truncatula (barrel medic), 1528 nucleotides long. Its product is annotated as tRNA(adenine(34)) deaminase, chloroplastic-like. The record is from RefSeq and is a predicted model, not a curated record. The transcript is spliced from 4 exons. NCBI's taxonomy places the organism in Eukaryota, Viridiplantae, Streptophyta, Magnoliopsida, Fabales, Fabaceae. The coding region runs from base 336 to 1361 and encodes 341 amino acids.